Molecule: messenger RNA, 1646 nt
Organism: Olea europaea var. sylvestris
Lineage: Eukaryota; Viridiplantae; Streptophyta; Magnoliopsida; Lamiales; Oleaceae
Product: transcription termination factor MTERF8, chloroplastic-like
Exons: 1
Coding region: 96-1277 (393 amino acids)
Biological process (GO): regulation of DNA-templated transcription; chloroplast organization
Cellular component (GO): chloroplast
Molecular function (GO): double-stranded DNA binding
Source: RefSeq, a predicted model, not a curated record
GAGUGCUCUGCACAAAAAACCUCUCCCAAGGGGUAAAACUGUUCUCGGGCGCUAGAAUUCAAUUUUCUCUUUUUGUUAUUCAUCUCAAGAAUCAAAUGCUUCUUAGAUCCACUUUUUCAAGAAUCCAUAAAUAUGAAUUCUUUAACAAUUUCUGCAGUCUUGCGAACGUAAAUUCAUUAAUUUUGGACUCAGAAACCGCAAUUUCUCAGUCAAAAUUGAAACCCUUUUCAUCGGAGGAUAAGGCAUCAGAAAAUGCUAAUGUUAUCUCCUAUUUGAUAAAUUCCUGUGGGUUAUCUCUAGAGAAGGCUACUUCUUCUUCCAAAAGGGUGCAUUUUAACUGCCCAGAAAGACCAGAUGCUGUUCUGAAUUUUCUUACGAAACAUGGAUUUAGCAAAUCGCAAAUUACCGAGCUUGUGAGGAAACGGCCUUUGCUUCUUUUAUCCGAUCCUGAGAAGACCCUUUUGCCCAAGAUUGAGUUUUUCUUGCAGUCCACUGGAGUUGCGAAAGCCGACCUUUUAAGAACCAUUUCAAGAGACCCUACAUUCUUGACAAGAAGUGUGGAGAACCAACUUAUACCAAUUUAUAAUUACCUCAAGGAUAUAAUCGGAGAUGAAAAGGUCGCGACUCUUUUGAGGCGUGGUUCGUGGGUUUUUCAUCGAGCAAUUGCAAAGAGACUUAUGCCGAAUGUGGACUUUUUGCGGGCAUUUGGAGUUCCCAGUUCGUUUAUUGCAUUAGUGUUGUCAAAUUUUCCAGAAGCCAUCGCUCAAAAACAUAACCAUCUCAAAGAAAUUGUUGCGGAGGUGAAGGAAAUGGGAUUUGAUCCAUUGAAAUCAACGUUUGUAUUGGCAUUACAUGCUCGUUCAGGGGAGGGUAAUAGGGCUUUAUGGGAAAAUUGCUAUGAAACUUACAGGAAAUGGGGUUGGUCGAAGGAUGAUAUUUACAUGGCAUUUAGAAAACAUCCUCACUGUAUGCUUUUGUCUGAAAAGAAGAUCUCUGGAGUUUUGAGUUUCCUAGUUAGUGAGAUGGGAUGUGAGUCCAGAAUGAUUGCACAUUAUCCACAUCUUCUGUUCUACAGUUUGGAGAAGAGGAUUAUCCCCAGGUGCUCGAUUGUUCACCUUUUGUCCUUGAAGGGUUUAGUUAGGAAAGAUAAGAGCUUGACCACUAUAUUGUGCCCUGCAGAGAAAUAUUUCUUGGACAAGUUUGUGACUAAAUAUGCUGAGGAAUUACCUCAACUUUACGACAUUUAUAAAGGGAAGGCAGUGGUUCCAGAAGUAUAACUGAGUUAAAAGAGUUCGUUUCUAACUUGUUGCCACUCUCAUUAUUUGCAACAAAUUAUUGUGUUAUGAUAGUUAUUUUCUGUCUUCAUAUAGCGUCUUGCAGCGAUUAUUCAGCCAAGAUUGAUUAUGUAGGCAACUCUCUUGAUCUUGAUGUCGAAACAAGGGUGUUUAAUUAUAAUUUAGAGGGCAACUAAACUCCAUUUUUGACUCUUGAAUCAAUGAAUUUACUGAUUGUUCUGAACCAGGCACGGUCGCACUUGCUUUUUGCUUAAUGUUUAGAGAUGAUGUUGUAGGACCGACUCCUACAACUUCCAUGUAAUUGUUAAUUAUUUUACUUCGAAAUGAGAUUCUGUGAAAUGUCUUUUGCUC